CCCCCGGCCCACACCGGAUUCCAGCUAUUUCCUUUCAACGGCUCCCGCUGUGACGUGCCGACCAAACAAGUUUGGAGAUGGGCGAGCAGAAGAUUCUUGAGGAGAAAUUGGAGGAGGAAGAGAAGAAGGAUCAAGAAGUUCUGGGCCAGAGUACGGUGGCUUUGGCGGCGGCCGAAGCACGAGAAGGCGGCGACGAGCUCUUCGUCCCGCCGCUGAAUUUCGCCAUGGUGGAGGACGGCGUCUUCCGCUCGGGCUUCCCGGAGACCUCCAACUUCAAUUUCUUGAAAACCCUGAAACUCCGCUCCAUCAUAUAUCUUUGUCCGGAGCCGUACCCAGAGGAGAACAAAGAGUUUCUUAAGUCGAAUGGGAUCAGGCUGUUCCAAUUUGGGAUCGAUGGUUCCAAGGAACCUUUUGUGAACAUUCCUGAGGAUACAAUUCGAGAGGCUCUCAAAGUUGUCCUAGAUGUCCAGAACCAUCCGCUGCUUAUUCAUUGUAAACGAGGAAAGCAUCGAACUGGUUGUGUGGUGGGAUGUUUAAGGAAACUGCAGCGGUGGUGUUUGACUUCAGUGUUUGAUGAGUACCAGCAUUUUGCUGCUGCCAAAGCAAGGAUUACUGAUCAGAGGUUUAUGGAGUUAUUUGACAUUUCAAGCUUGAAACAUUUGUCAACUUCUUGUACAGGUUUGGAGAAAUCAUCAGUUGCUUGAGAAGGACCGCAUUCCUUAAUUGUGAGGAAAUCUGGGUUACUCUCUGUUGGUAGAAAACAUUGCAGCGUUAGAAUCCUUUUAUUGAAAAUUUGAGCAUUAUGUACUCCAAGAAAUCUUAGCAGUUGCAGGUAGGUUCCAUUCAAAGUGCUUUUUUAUUUUCAUUGCAAUUACUAGUGUGGUCUAGAUCAUCAGCUGUAGAGCUUCAGGGGAAAAUUGCAAGAGGUAUACUUUUUGGAGAUCUCUUGCACAUUAUUUUUCUCGAAUGAAAGAUGUAUCCAAGUUGAACCAAGUUGGAAUGAAUUUAAUCAUGCCUGUUUCAAAUUCUUCA
Messenger RNA from Elaeis guineensis (African oil palm), 1032 nucleotides. RefSeq names its product inositol diphosphatase DSP4. Gene Ontology annotation, cellular component: cytoplasm. Gene Ontology annotation, molecular function: phosphatase activity. NCBI's taxonomy places the organism in Eukaryota, Viridiplantae, Streptophyta, Magnoliopsida, Arecales, Arecaceae. Gene Ontology annotation, biological process: protein dephosphorylation. The record is from RefSeq and is a predicted model, not a curated record.